Messenger RNA from Impatiens glandulifera, 638 nucleotides. Its product is annotated as photosystem I reaction center subunit VI, chloroplastic-like. The coding region runs from base 50 to 487 and encodes 145 amino acids. Gene Ontology annotation, biological process: photosynthesis. The record is from RefSeq and is a predicted model, not a curated record. Gene Ontology annotation, cellular component: chloroplast thylakoid membrane; photosystem I reaction center; photosystem I. Lineage: Eukaryota; Viridiplantae; Streptophyta; Magnoliopsida; Ericales; Balsaminaceae. The transcript has 3 exons.
ACAAAAAUGAUCUGAUAUCAGUUUAUCAGUUGGUAAAGAGAAAAAGAUCAUGGCUUCUCUUGCAACAUUCGCCGCCAUUCAACCCGCCGCCGUCAAAGGCCUCGCCGGUAGCUCCAUCGCCGGAACUAAACUCCAUCUCAAGCCAUGCCGCCAGACUGUUAGAACCACCAGCAAAAGGGCUGGAGCUGUUGUUGUAGCUAAGUAUGGUGAGAAAAGUGUUUACUUUGAUUUGGAAGAUUUGGCAAACACCACUGGCCAAUGGGAUGUAUAUGGGUCAGAUGCACCAUCACCAUAUAACCCACUUCAGAGCAAAUUCUUUGAGACAUUUGCAGCUCCUUUCACAAAGAGAGGAUUGUUAUUGAAAUUCUUGAUCAUUGGAGGCGGUUCCACGCUAGCUUAUGUUAGCGCUACCGCAUCCCCGGAUGAUUUGCCAAUCAAGAAGGGUCCUCAACUCCCUCCUAAGCUUGGACCUCGUGGAAAAAUCUAAGCCAUUUAUCUUGGUAUUUUCCUUCUCUUGAUCCAUCAUGUUUGAUGUUCUUGUUAAUUUGUAUCUUAUUGUGUUGAAUUACAUGUACUUAUGAAUGAUAUGCUGUUAACUAUUGAGCAAAGUAUAUAUAAACUUGUUUGGUUGUUGAUUA